Messenger RNA from Bombyx mandarina (wild silkworm), 3833 nucleotides. It is a transcript of the gene Dg, whose product is annotated as Dystroglycan. Gene Ontology annotation, molecular function: calcium ion binding; laminin binding. Gene Ontology annotation, cellular component: sarcolemma; dystrophin-associated glycoprotein complex; dystroglycan complex. The record is from RefSeq and is a predicted model, not a curated record. Gene Ontology annotation, biological process: muscle attachment; nerve development; axon guidance. Lineage: Eukaryota; Metazoa; Arthropoda; Insecta; Lepidoptera; Bombycidae.
CGGAAAGGAAGGAACGGUGUAAUGAACUGUUAUGUGUUUACCGAAAUGUGUAGUGUUUUGUUUAUGAAUUAAAUAUUGUUUAGUUUACAUUAAAUUUAACAAAAGCGAAGCAACAAGAUACUGUACAAUUGUGUCCGAUGUAUGUUUCCAAUAACGAAUUCUAAGGUUAAAUAGUUCCUGAAACGCCGUCCGUUUCGGCUUCAAUAUAAACAAAUCAUCAAGAUGAGUUUAUGAGAGUUGUUGGGAGCAUUGUGCGUGAGUGUUGAAGAUGGGGUGCGCAAGGUACAUCGCGUGCGCGCUACUCUUGCUGUGUCCUCUUGCUCUCAGUCGGCACGACGACGACUUCGCUUUCGACAAUAGCGAAGAAUUCCAGGUUGAAUUAACGGCAAACCACUCAGAGAUAGCUAAGAAUGGCCUAAGGAGAUUGUGGGGUGUACCCGACACGUUGGCCUAUGUAGGACAUCUGUUCCGCAUGGAAAUCCCCAAGGAAGCGUUCUCCGGAAAAGUUGUUGCUUAUAAAGUUCGCAGCGACCACGGGAGGCGUACACCGAACUGGCUGGCGGUGGAUUCGAGGCACGGUCUUAUUAGCGGCAUCCCACAGUACCAGGACAUUGGAACUCACACAUUCACCGUCACCGCUCACGGAUCUACCAAAGGACUCACUGCAACCGAUUCAUUCACUAUCGAGGUGAAAAGGGGUGAAGACAAACCUCAUUCGAAAUACGGGACAUGCAUCGGAGAUGAGAACAGGCUGGUUCUCCUUAUCCUGGUUGACGGAGCGUUCCAUAAGAUCGUGCCUCGGCAGCGGAUAAGAGCCCUGAUGCAACUCGCCAACUUUAUGGCUCUUGAUGGGGACGAAUUUUGGAUGGAACCUUACAAGACUGAAACGCAUCCGGACACGAUAUUAAGCGGAAUCGGUUCUUCAUUGAGGAAACGAGGCGAUGCCACAACUGCCAUAUAUUUGAACGUCGGCUGCGGGAACAAGCUGUGGGAUCGGCACAAGGUGCUGGUGGCGGGGCUGCGGGAGCAGUCGCGCGACGGAACGCUCGAGCAGCUGCUGCGGCUGCCCGUCAUCGGCUGGAGACUCCUGGCCGUCAAGCCCACGUUCAGAAUCAAACGACAGUCCCCGAUGGAGGGGUCGGGCGACAUGUACGACGCGGAGUACGACGGCGACGACGACGCGGACUACAGCGGCUACGACGACGACAACGACGACCUGAACUUCGAGGACGCGCGCCGGAACGAUGUCGGCGUACCGGAGCUGGACGAAGACCACGACGUGAAGAUAACGCCUUACUCCGAAUCUGCUUCGGAAACAAACAACAUAACGUUUGUGCCGGUGUCAUCGAGACAUCUAGAGGACGUUGCCAUAGUGCCAGAUUACAUUCCAACCACGACGGAACCGGAAAUGCAAACCGUUAUGAUACGCGCGUCAAACGAACUGCCGCCUUUGUCGUCCGAGUCGCCCCCGACCGUGACGUCACAGUCCCCCGAGCCACCCACGCAGCCGAUUACCACAUCCUCUACGACGACGUCUACGACCACCCAAGCUCCGGCCACGACGCCGGUCACUGUUCCGGUUACGACGCCUGUGACUACGCCGGUGACUACGCCAGUCGCUACGCCGCCUCCCACUACGACGACCAGCACUACGCCGAUGACCACUGUACCGACAACGGUACCGACUACAACCGAUCCACCAGAAACCACUAUACAGGAGGUCACCAAACAGGAGUCAACUGUGACGGAGGGUAAGAGCACAAUAAUCGGUCAAACCACGGAGACGGUGACGUUCGCGAUGCCUGUCAACCAACCACCGGUCCUCAAACAUCACAUGAAGAAACUCGCUAUAACUGCUGGAAAAGCCUUUAGAUACAUAAUCCCCACCGAUCUGUUCAUGGAUCAGGAGGACGGGAGCAACUUGACUUUCACGAUGUACGAAGCCGAAAACGUCCCCUUAAGCAAAAAUUCAUGGAUACAAUUCAUACCGUCCGACCUUGAAGUUUACGGACUACCGCUGGAAGCCCACGUCUCACGUUGGAACUUCAUAGUGGAAGCUCAGAACAGCGCCGGCCUCAAGGCCCGGGGCCCGCUAGACAUCACCGUGCAGCAACACAAGAGCGGACGCACCAUCAACCACCGCUUCAUCAUGCAGUUCACGCUGCUCAAGCAGUACAAUAACGCCAUCGACUGGCAGAUAAGGGCCUUGGAGGGAAUAGUGAAUUUGUUCCGGGACACCGACAUGGACCACCUGACCGUACUGAACGCAACCCAAACGGGAGAUCUCUGUGAGUUCGUUUGGACGAACGAUACCCUGCCGAAAGACGCGGCUUGUCCUAUGGAUGACAUCAAUAGGCUUAUGAAGAUAAUGGAGUCUGAGUCGGAGCCGGGUCGCGGGUCCCGCUUGUUGUCGCGCGCCAUGUCCCCGGAGCUGGGCGUGCGCGGCGUGCGGUGGGAGGGGGCGGGGGUGUGCGCCGCGCCGCCCGCCACCCGCGCGCCCGACACCUACCCGCCAGUCACCCGCAACCAAGUCGACCACAUCACUGCCUCCGCCGGACACCUGCUCGUCUACAAGGUGCCCGAGGACACAUUCUUCGACCCAGAAGACGGAGGCACCCGUAACCUCAUACUGUCGCUGCGGUACAGCGACCGCACCGAGAUCCCGGCCGGGCACUGGCUACAAUUUGACGCCAAUAACCAAGAGUUCUACGGCUUGCCCACUACUACGGACGAGGGCAGCGUUUCUUAUCAACUGAUUGCUGAAGACUCCAGCAAGAAGACUGCGUACGACAGUUUAAUAGUGGAGGUCGUGAAGGCACCUCCCAUCCGACCCACGGUCGAGUUCCAGAUGACCUUGGAGUAUCCGUUCUUGAAGCUCGCCUUCAACGCUAAAAACAAACGUAAAGUUGUCGAGAAGCUCGCCAACCUGUUCGGACAAAAGGAGACUGAUAAUAUUAGGAUACAAAGCAUUACCAAUAAUCCUACCUCCAUUAUAUGGUACAACACUAGCUUGCCAAUGGACAGAUGCCCGAAGGCGGAAAUCGAACAACUCCGCAAGAUGAUCAUCGUAGACGAUCGCGGCUCUAGAGGCGGCGCUCUCCGCGAAAACGUCGAUCAAGUCUUCGACAAGGACUUCAAAGUGAUGUCGAUAACUCUCAACCCGCUCGGCCUGUGCGCGGAGCAGAACACCAAAGUAUCGAAGGUCCCGCCGGCGCUGUACCCCGGCGCGCCCAACUCGCAGAACAGCAAGACGGGCAGCGCCGCGGAGCAGAGCUACCUCGUGACGUUCAUCAUUCCGGCCGUGGUCAUCGUGUGCAUGAUACUGCUGGCCGGCGUCAUCGCGUGCGUGCUGUACCGGAGGCGGCGGACAGGUAAAAUGAGUGUCGGCGACGAGGAGGAGCGACAAGCGUUCCGUUCGAAGGGCAUACCCGUUAUAUUUCAAGACGAAUUAGAAGAACGUACAGACACCGAACCUAUACACAAAAGUCCUGUUAUAAUGCGCGAAGAGAAGCCGCCAUUGUUGCCGCCCGCACCGGACUACAGAUCGGGCGAGGAUGCCCCGUACCGUCCGCCGCCGCCAUUCGCCGCGUCCCGCACUCCGCCGCGACCCAAAGCCACACCUACCUACAGAAAACCUCCGCCAUACGUGCCCCCAUAAAAUCACUCCACCGCCAUCUCUUAGCUCGUAGUGUAGCCGCGUUCCAAUCAUAAUUAUUAAGGGUCGCCGCACACGGGCCACAGGCCACAACCACAAAAGCCGCCCCGGCAUCUUUCCUGCAAUUUUUAUACAUUUCAUAUGUAGCGUGUGGCGUGUCCGUAUAAAAUGUUUCAAC